GAUUCUUCAGAUGCAUCAAUUCAGCCGCCGUCUUCGGCAACCGCCACCACCGCCGUUUGCAACUCCGACGAUAAAAAAGGAGUCUCAGAAGUAACAGACAACCAAAUAAUGGGCUGUAGCAUUCUCUUCGCCUUUUGCAUUUUGAAUUUUCUGGCUCCUCAAGACGUUUCCGGAGUUCAGAUCCUCUCCAAGUCAAAACUUGAGAAGUGCGAGCGCAAGUCCGGCGUCGAUAGCCUCAACUGCACCAAGAAAAUUGUCCUAAACAUGGCCGUUCCUAGUGGUUCUAGUGGGGGCGAGGCCUCCAUUAUAGCAGAAAUUGUAGAGGUGGAAGAGAACUCUACCAACAAGAUGCAAACCCUGCGAAUACCCCCUGUUCUGACUGUUAGCAAAUCGGCUGCUUAUGUUUUGUAUGAGCUAACAUACAUCCGUGAUGUUCCCUACAAACCCGAAGAAUUUUAUGUUAGAACUCGAAAAUGUGAGCCAGAUGCUAGCGCCAGAGUAGUACACAUAUGUGAGAGGCUAAGAGACGAAAGUGGGCACAUAAUUCAGAGCACUCAGCCUAUAUGUUGUCCUUGUGGGGCAAAGCGUCGGAUGCCUUCAUCAUGUGGGAAUUUUUUUGACAAGAUGAUUAAGGGAAAGGCAAAUACUGCACAUUGCCUACGCUUUCCAGGUGACUGGUUUCAUGUUUUUAGUAUUGGACAAUGGUCUCUAGGAUUCAGUGUUCAAAUUCAAGUGAAGUCAGGAUCUAAAGUUUCAGAAGUGUCUGUGGGCCCGGAAAAUAGAACAGUGGUAUCACAUGAUAAUUUCUUAAGGGUUAAUCUUAUUGGGGAUCUUGUUGGAUACACAAAUAUACCAUCAUUCGAGGACUUCUACCUUGUUAUUCCCAGGCAGGGUGGUCCUGGUCAACCUCCGAAUUUGGGGAGCAAUUUUUCUAUGUGGAUGCUUCUUGAAAGAGUGAGAUUUACUUUAGAUGGUCUUGAAUGCAAUAAAAUUGGUGUUGGCUAUGAGACAUUUAACAGCCAGCCUGAUUUCUGCACAUCACCAUUUUGGAGUUGCUUGCACAAUCAAUUAUGGAAUUUCAGGGAGGCUGACUUGAGUCGAAUUAGUAGGAACCAAUUGCCAUUAUAUGGAGUGGAAAGAAGGUUUGAAAGGAUAAAUCAGCACCCAAAUGCUGGAACUCAUUCAUUCUCCAUAGGAGUCACUGAAGUUCUUAACACAAAUCUGGUUAUAGAACUACGUGCUGAUGAUGUCGACUAUGUUUACCAAAGGAGUCCUGGGAAAAUUAUGAGCAUCAACAUCCCAACUUUUGAAGCCCUCACACAAUUUGGCGUUGCUACAGUUACAACAAAGAAUACUGGAGAAGUGGAAGCAUCUUAUAGCUUAACGUUUACUUGUUCAAAAGAAGUCAGUCUCAUGGAGGAACAAUAUUUCAUUAUGAAGCCGAAGGAAGUUGCUAGCCGUUCGUUUAAACUCUACCCAACAACUGAUCAAGCAGCAAAGUAUGUGUGUGCGGCCAUACUUAAGGAUGCUGAUUUUAGUGAAGUUGAUAGAGCUGAAUGCCAAUUUGCUACCAUCGCUACUGUCCUUGACAAUGGAUCACAGAUUACCCCAUUUGAACCCCCCAAGAGCAAGAUAAAUGGCUUCGCCGAUUCAAUCAAUUUAAUCUGGAAGAAGUUCUACGAAAGUGUGGUCGACUUUGUCAUUGGGAAAUCUUGCAGAAAAGAGUGCUCUAGAUUUUUUGACUUCAGCUGUCACAUACAGUAUAUAUGUUUGAGUUGGCUAGUCUUGUUUGGUCUCCUUUUGGCAACUUUCCCAGCAGUAGUUGUAGUAUUAUGGCUUUUACAUCAGAAGGGCUUAUUUGACCCUCUCUAUGACUGGUGGGAGGAUAUGUUUUGGGGCAAGAAUCAUCAACCCAGAAGGCACACCUUGAAGCACAGAGGGCAUUUCCAUAGGCAUGGAAGUAAGCAUCACCAUAAUCAUGGAGGUGGAGGUGGAGGUGGGUACAAGAGAAGAAGGAGCCAUGAUUUACACAAAAAGCAUAGGCACUCUGACAGAGACACUGAUUACUUUCUUCACCAUGUGCAUAAGAAAAAAGAUAAACGAGGCCAUAUUAGGGUAUAGAAUGCUGAUAUAGAUAAUGAAUAGGACAGGAACACAGAUUUCGUGAAUUUUAGAGCUCUGAAGA
Molecule: messenger RNA, 2185 nt
Organism: Momordica charantia (bitter melon)
Lineage: Eukaryota; Viridiplantae; Streptophyta; Magnoliopsida; Cucurbitales; Cucurbitaceae
Gene: HAP2
Product: hapless 2
Source: RefSeq, a predicted model, not a curated record